UAUUCAUAUUCCAAUUUCCAUUAACAUUCACAUGAAUCAGCACAUACAUUGUCAUUUGUAUUGUUCUACACAUAUUUUUCUAACCAUUCUAAGUUUCAAAUUAUUCCACCUUUCUUUCACUUCCAUCUUGUUCUUGCAAUCUUCACUCUCACCAAUUUUAAGCUACUAAACAAGAGAAUGAACAAUCAUAGAGAAAUUCAUGUUGUUGAUGGAACAACUAGUACAAACUUGCACAACAAUAGCAACAACCCUUAUGUUCACCUUUCCCCUUCUUCUGCAGCUGCAAACCGUCCUAAUUCAGUGGACAAAAUAAGUGGUGUGAUAAAUAAUUGUAGUAAGAAGGUUGAAGAAGCAACUAGACAUGCUGAGAAUAUGGUUGAUAAUAUAUGGAAUCACAUAAGAAUCAGUUCUAGUCCAGCUGAUGCUGCAAUGGCUAGACUAGUUCAAGGAACAAAAAUGCUUGCAAAUGGGGGAUCUGAUAAGCUAUUUCAUCAAACAUUUGGUGUUUUUCAAGGAGAGAAAAUAUUAAAGCAAUAUGUUUGUUACAUAUCAACACCAUCUGGACCUGUAAUUGGAACACUAUAUAUAACAACUAAGAGGUUGGCAUUUUGCAGUGAUUACCCACUCUGUCAUUAUCCAUUCUCCUUGCACCAUCAAUGCAUGUUCUAUAAGGUGGUAAUGCAGCUGGAUCAGUUGAGGACAGUUAGUCCUUCAACAAACAGAUUUAACUCAAAAGAAAAAUACAUCCAGAUUGUGACAGUGGAUGAUUAUGAGUUCUUGUUUAUGGGGUUUGUGUCAUAUGACAGAGCUCUCAAAACUCUGAAUGAGGUUCUACAGCAUUAUGGCAACCGUUCUUCAAGUGGAAACAUUAAUGUGACAAGGCAUGUGGCCUAAAAAAUUGUAAGACACAUUUCACUGUGUGCACAUACUCUUCAUAAGACACAAAUAAAUUAAAUAAAGGGAAUGUACUAUACUUUACUUGGCUCAUAAUUAGUUAGUUACUCCUUCACUUUGUUGGUUGUUUUUUUGUAAUGAAAUCAAAAGUUUAUAAAUAAGUGUCAUUGUAUUUCCUUUAUUCAAUAUAGUUAUGAAGUCUAAGUGUGGAA
This is a messenger RNA of Cicer arietinum (chickpea), 1106 nucleotides long. Its product is annotated as GEM-like protein 2. NCBI's taxonomy places the organism in Eukaryota, Viridiplantae, Streptophyta, Magnoliopsida, Fabales, Fabaceae. The record is from RefSeq and is a predicted model, not a curated record.